AUGGCUCCUGCUUCACUUCUGGAGUCUGCAAAGACGCAAUCGCCAUCGUCAUACCUCUACACGACGUUGGCGUCGUCACAUUUGGGAGAGACCUCGGCAAUAGUGAUCUCAUCGUUGAUCGCCUUUGGCAGAAGUACCCCAAAGUCCAUCUCCCUGAACACGGAUCUCUCGUUGAAGCAGGUGAAAACAGCUCUUGUGUCGUUGGUGCAGUUAAAGUGUGUGCUAUACUGGAGGGAGGGUAAAGAGGUCUACUACACUUUUGAUGAGAGAGGAAUGCAUAGGCUCUUGUAUUCGGGAGACAUUGUCAUCCACAUAAGAUCCGUAUAUGGCAAUGACUCUGCACAAAUCAUUCAAAAUGUGCUUGAAAACGGUAGCAUCAAUGUGAAAGAGUAUCUUUCGUCGUUCUCCGAAGAUCAAAAGUAUGAGACCACCUCUAAGUUGCUCAAGCUAUACAAUGAUGGAUGGUUGAGUAGACUUCAGCCUCACGAUUAUUACCCAUUAGAAGAUGUAUGGGACAUGCUCUUUCAGGAGACCUUAAAGAACACCCCAAGGACCGCUACCACAAGUGAAAUCAAAAGAUUGGCUGAGGCAAAGGCUAGGACUAAGAUUAAACUCAACGAGUACCUAGCCAAAGGCACAGACCCAAAAGAUGUGUUCCUUGUAGAGGCUGGUAUGCAAAAGUUCCACCCUCAGGUAACUGUUAGUUUCAACCUUUCCAGAUACGAAAAGCACUUGCGAUCGCGAGCGUUGGUCGGUUUGGUAAAUUCCAGAUUCGGCCUCCUCACAAGCAAAGUGUAUGAAGCAUGCUGCUCCUUGAUUGAGCAGAACUCACCUGACUUGCAUUUGCCCCAUCUCCAAAUUUCAGGGUUGAUAAACGAUCCCGAAGAAGAAAGAUCAUACAUUAGCAGCAUAGAAAACGGUCUCAUCGACUCCAAAAGGACCGUAUUUAACAUCCGUGAUAUUCCCAGAGCUCUCUCUUCCAACAUUGACUUGCGCAACUCAAUUUUGACUCAAAACUUCCUCAAACCAGGGAAGAGAGUGAAUAUCAACGGCACAGUUUCAGUCAGCAAAAAGGUAAAACUUGAGGAUGGAACUCCACAGCCUGCUUCUGCAGAAGCAGAUGAAGAUCUUGACGAUGAUUCUGACGACUUUGUAACAGAUAAUGCGGAUGCAAAAUCCAUAUCCCUCAUCUCUGAACACAUCAGACUACUAACGUCGUCGAGUAUUCCAAUGCUUUCGGAAAUCACCCCAGGGUCCUAUACCAUUCCUUACAUGCAAUUAAGCAAGCAUGUAAAACAGCAUAAUUUAAACACUUUAGUGAAAACAACACUAGGAGUGAAUGCAUUGAGGGUUCUUCGAUGCAUACAGCAGAUGAAAUUGGUUGACGAAAAGGCUAUUCUGAACUCUGUGCUUCUCAAAGAGAAGACUGUCAAAAACGAGCUUUACAAGCUCAUCAAUAUGAAUCUUGUAGAGAUCCAGGAGGUCCCGAGGUCUGCCGAUCGUGCUGCAGUCAAGACCUUCUUCUUGUUUCGGCACAAGCCUAUUCUGGCCUACCGUUUCUUGAGCGAUGCGUUGAUGUACGAUAUGGCAGAAAUUUUGACUAAUAUAGCUCGGUUUAAGCUGGACAACAAAAUCUUGCUAGAAAAGUGUGACAGAGAAGAUGUCAAAGGCCAUGAAGAAGAACUAUUGCUAGAGAGUGAGUUAAAGACUCUUCGCCAGCUUCAGCAACGAGAGUUACUUAACUUGGGUCGCCUUCACCGUGUAAUGUGGCUCCAAAUAGUAUUUGGGGUUCUCUAG
Candidozyma auris is the source of this 1797-nucleotide messenger RNA. RefSeq names its product DNA-directed RNA polymerase III subunit C82. Gene Ontology annotation, molecular function: single-stranded DNA binding. The coding region runs from base 1 to 1797 and encodes 598 amino acids. The transcript has a single exon. The record is from RefSeq and is a predicted model, not a curated record. NCBI's taxonomy places the organism in Eukaryota, Fungi, Ascomycota, Pichiomycetes, Serinales, Metschnikowiaceae. Gene Ontology annotation, biological process: DNA-templated transcription. Gene Ontology annotation, cellular component: RNA polymerase III complex.